UGUCCCCUUUGUCCCCAGUGUCCCCCAGCGCUCCCGGUGCUCUCUGCCCCCCAUGUCCCCCCUGGCUGUCACCCUGGCCCUGCUGGCCGUGACCGCGGUCACUGCCAAGGUGCAGGAGGUGUCCCUGGACAUGGCCGAGGACUCGUUUGAUGACCAGUACCGGGGCUGCCGGGACACCAUCACGGCGGACCUGUGGAACCUCAGCAAUGCCGAGUUCCAGAAGAACCCGCACCUGGCGCAGGUGUGGGCCAAGGCCGCGGCCACCUGGUGGAAGUGGGGACCCCCCAAGACCCACCUGUCCCCAGACCAGGCCAUCGCCAUCGUGGCCUACACCAGGAACGAGCUGUAUGCGGAGUUCAACGCGGCCACGCGCCAGGCCGGCAGCUCGCCACUGUGGUACCACCAAAAGUUCCACUACAAAACUCUGCAUUUCCUGCUGAGCGACGCCCUGGCCACGCUCCGGGAGCCGCGGUGCCGCUGCGUGUUCCGCGGCGUGGACGGGUGCAAGUUCCUCGCCCGGCCGGGACAGAGAGUUCGCUUCGGUCAGUUCGCGUCCACGUCGCUGUGCCGGGGAGUGGCGCAGGGAUUCGGGAAGGACACGGUGUUCCAGGUGAACACCUGCCAUGGAGCCGACAUCCACAGCUUCUCCAACUACGAGGGCGAGCAGGAGGUGCUGGUGCCACCCUUCGAGACCUUCCAGGUCACCAAAGUCACCCAGGUCGGGAAAACAACGCGGAUCUACCUCAACUCCACCGGGACCUCCAGCAAGUACAACUGCGAGUGGCUGCGAGGUGACAGCGUGGGGACACCAGGUGGGAGCCUGCCCAGCCACCCCCCCCACCUCGGGGGGCUUCUCCUGGCCACUGUGGCCAUGGCAGUGGCCAGCGGAACCAUCUAAGCCACGAGGCCACCGAGGACUCCGAGGUCUUGGGGGCCACUGUGGCCACCCUGAGCACAAAGGCCACCAGGACCCCCAGGGAAAUGAAGCCACCGAGGCCACCACGGUCACUGUGGCCACUGUGGCCAUUGAUGCCACCGGGGUCAUUUGGGCCACUCUGGCCACUUGAGUCACCAAUGUUGCCGUGGCCAUGGUGGCCACCGCGGUCACUUUGGCCACUCUGACCACUGUGACCAGUGCGGCCACCAUGGCCACAGAGAGCACCUGAGCCGUGAGGCCACCGCAGCCACUGUGACCACCGUGGCCACCAAGCCCUCCAAGCUGACCCAGGCCACCACUGCCACCAUGGCCACCGUGGCCACUGCAGCUCCCGAGGCCACAGAGGCCACCAUGACCACUGUGGCCACUCUGACCGCUGGCCAAUGCUCUGUGGCCACCCUGGGCAUUGGGACCACUGGGGUCACCAUCACUGUCCCCAUGGUCACCAUGGCCAUUGUGGCCACCGUGACCCGUCAGGCCACCGUGAUCACUGAACCUGCUGAGGUCACCGUGGUCACUGUGGUCACUGAGGUCACCAUGGUCUCUGUGGUCAUUGAGGUGACCAUGGCCACUGUGGUCAUUGAGUUGACUGUGGUCACUGUGGUCAUUUGAGGUCACCGUGGUCACUGUGGUCAUUUGAGGUCACCCCGGUCACUGUGGUCAUCGAGCAGCACUUGGGCACUUGCCCAUACAGAGCUCACGGCCACCUCCUGAAGCUCCUUGGCUGCCUCCCCUGGGCUGUGAAACAUCGCUGUUUGCUGGCCUGGGCUGUGAAACAUCGCUGCUUGCUUGCCCGCUGAAUAAAACAUCCAUAAUUAAUUUGAUUAAUUUGAUCCUCGCUGGCCUGGCGCACCAGAGUUCAUCGGAACUCGACCCGCGACAGCUCUCGGAGAGCCUCCCCUGCACGGCGCCUCCUUCCCAAAAAUAAAGCCUGGAGUUCUCCUUGGAGGAAA
Messenger RNA from Poecile atricapillus (Black-capped chickadee), 1890 nucleotides. Its product is annotated as NAD(P)(+)--arginine ADP-ribosyltransferase 2-like. The coding region runs from base 53 to 898 and encodes 281 amino acids. Gene Ontology annotation, molecular function: NAD+-protein-arginine ADP-ribosyltransferase activity; NAD+ poly-ADP-ribosyltransferase activity. Lineage: Eukaryota; Metazoa; Chordata; Aves; Passeriformes; Paridae. The record is from RefSeq and is a predicted model, not a curated record. The transcript has 2 exons.